UGGGAGGCGCUGCCGCGAGGGCAGAGCUCGAGUGUCUGUCUGUAGGAGUUGCUGUUCCAGGGAAUUCAUUACUCUCUAAUUGCUCUGAUUUUAGAUCAGCAGAGCGCGUCAGGCGGUGGAGGAGGGAGCGAUCGAGGGGGGAGGGAGGCCAACGCGAGAGGGAACGAGCCGUUCACCCCGCGGAGAAACCCGGGCGCCUUGACCUGUUCCCUGGAUGUCAGCUGAGUUACUAAGGUAACUCUGCAUGUCAGUAGACAGACCUUGCUAGAACCUCAAGGCUCCUGGAGACCCCCAUCUCUCCUUAUUUUUUUUGGUGUGUGUCCUCACUGAGCAUUCAAAACUGUUUCUCCAAAGGGUUUUGCAAAAACUCAGACUGUUUUCCAAAGCAGAAGCACUGGAGUCCCCAGCAGAAGCGAUGGGCAGUGUGCGGACCAACCGCUACAGCAUUGUGUCUUCGGAAGAAGACGGCAUGAAGCUGGCCACCAUGGCGGUUGCGAAUGGCUUUGGGAACGGGAAGAGCAAAGUGCACACCCGACAGCAGUGCCGGAGCCGCUUUGUGAAGAAGGACGGGCACUGCAACGUUCAGUUCAUCAACGUGGGCGAGAAGGGACAACGGUACCUGGCGGACAUCUUCACCACGUGCGUGGACAUCCGCUGGCGGUGGAUGCUGGUUAUCUUCUGCCUGGCCUUCGUGCUCUCGUGGCUGUUCUUCGGCUGUGUGUUUUGGCUGAUCGCUCUGCUCCACGGGGAUCUGGAUCCAACAAAGGAGAGCAAGGCGUGCGUGUCCGAGGUCAAGAGUUUCACCGCUGCCUUCCUGUUCUCCAUUGAGACCCAGACCACCAUAGGCUAUGGCUUCAGGUGCGUCACGGACGAGUGCCCGGUUGCUGUCUUCAUGGUGGUCUUCCAGUCCAUCGUGGGCUGCAUCAUCGACGCCUUCAUCAUCGGCGCGGUCAUGGCGAAGAUGGCGAAGCCGAAGAAGAGAAACGAGACUCUUGUGUUCAGUCACAACGCUGUGAUCGCCAUGCGGGACGGCAAGCUGUGUCUGAUGUGGCGAGUGGGCAACCUUCGGAAGAGCCACCUGGUGGAGGCGCACGUGCGCGCGCAGCUCCUCAAGUCCAGAAUUACGUCCGAAGGGGAGUACAUCCCCCUGGAUCAAAUCGAUAUCAACGUGGGGUUUGACAGUGGCAUUGACCGCAUAUUUCUGGUGUCCCCGAUCACGAUAGUCCACGAAAUCGACGAGGACAGCCCUUUCUAUGACUUGAGUAAGCAGGACAUCGACAACGCGGACUUCGAAAUCGUGGUGAUCCUGGAGGGCAUGGUGGAGGCCACGGCCAUGACCACGCAGUGCCGCAGCUCGUACCUGGCGAACGAGAUCCUCUGGGGCCACCGCUACGAGCCGGUCCUGUUCGAGGAGAAGCAUUACUACAAAGUGGACUACUCGCGGUUCCACAAGACCUACGAAGUGCCCAACACGCCCCUGUGCAGCGCCAGGGACUUAGCCGAGAAGAAAUACAUCCUCUCCAACGCAAAUUCAUUUUGCUACGAGAAUGAAGUUGCCCUCACGAGCAAAGAGGAAGACGACAGUGACAACGGCGUCCCCGAAAGCACCAGUACGGACACGCCCCCCGACAUGGACCUUCACAACCAGGCCAGCGUACCUCUAGAGCCCAGGCCCUUGCGGCGAGAAUCGGAGAUAUGACUGGCCUGUUCCUGCCUGGAAUAGUUCCGUUCAAACACAGCCUGUUGGUCCAAGGCCCCAAACAGCGAUUCAGACGACGGUACCGGCGAAGAGGUGGGUCAAGGCAAGUGGCCGCCAGCGACUGAGGCGAACACAACGGUUUUUCCCAGGAAGACUGUCAGCUCCGAGAUGAACAGAAAACACUCAACACGCCUUCCCGUGGCCGGAUGGCACAUACACACGUUGUAGAAUAAGUUAUGGGGUGUUUAUGUUUUGUGUUGUGUUUUCACAAGACUUGAACCUGCAGGCAAGCCUUGGUUGGGUAUUUGACUUAUCCAGAACGCUUCUGUUUAGGGAACAAGAAUGUUUUUAAUGGCAUAACAAAGGCAAGAGUCUCUGCCUUAAUCUCGAAAAGCUGCUAACUACACGGGCACAAAUUGUGCUUUUGUGGCUGUGUAGAGUUUUUCUUUCGUGUAAUUUAAAAGUCAGUAUUGAACUUCGUUGAAAGCUCAUGGUAUGUGCUUCAAAGUGGCAAGUGUUGGCUAUUAGCUGCCAAAACGAGAGCCUGCUUUUUUGAGGCCAGUAAUUUGUUUGCUAGAAUUGAUAUUCUCUCUCUCUCUCUCUCCGUCUCUCUCUCUCUUUCUCUGGUUACAUUAGGGCAUUAUGUAAUGCUAGCCAAAUGGUAGCCUCCGGGUUGUGUGUUUUGUUUUGUUUUUUUCCUUCAUGAUGUUAAUGGGUUAUCUCAAAUUUUAAGUUAGACUACCUAAAAUGAAUACCAAAGAUAAUGCACAUGUUUGCACAGUGGAGCUGACACUAAAAAGGAAGCAAAGCUCCGUAGCUGCCUUGAAAUCAAGCGACCAUGACUUUGAACCUCAGCAAGACCUUGAACCGCCCUCUAGAAAAUAGGACAUCGUCCAUACAGAGUCUAGUGAGCGUAGUGCUUUUAAAAUUUUGUUCUUUCAUGUAACUUUUGUAUUAAAAAAAAAAAAAAAGGGAAGAAGAAAGGGGAACGGAAGCUCACACACAUAUACACUACUUUUCUUUCGUGCAAGGCAGUGCUGGCCCGGCUAAUGCAUCAGGUGAGAGAUGCUGACACGUUCUCAGAUUUUUCUCGCUUUUCCUUUUUAGCACAUUCCAAAAGGUAUUCCAUAAGCUAAGACCUCGGUUGAAUUGAGUAGCCAUCCUCAAAACUGAGCCAUCCAACGUGGAAGGAAAGUGCAAUGAAACUCUUGCAGUUGAAUUCAUCUCCCGCACGCCCGGGACACGUCCAGACUGGCUUUGCCUUAGAAAAGAUGCCACACUAGGAGCCCACAGGCUGGUUCCCUCCAGUCAGUGUGUCGGGAGAGAGUCCCACCGUGUCCCAGAGGGCUUCUAGGCCCCAGUAGGGAGGUGGCGAGAUGUGGGCAAGCCCCUUGGAUGUGGUACAUCAGCCCAAGUCUUCAGGAGGGAGAGGAUGAUGGCCUUAUUUUCAUGGUAGACAGUAGGAAUGAAAAUAUCUCAGUAUUUUAGGGUCACCAAGAGCCAUACAAAGCAGAACACCAUCACAAGCAAAGGAGAUAGCAUGGUCUGAAAGGGUCAUUUUCCCUUUAUGUAGGGACACUUGUGAUUGAAUCCGAGCUGACCCUUGUCCCCUGGGGACCCCUACAGAGGGGGACUGAGAGCACAUGGUUUCCCAGAAGCCUCUCCUGCCUGGCUGCCUGACUUCCUAAACAGUUUCCCCCCUUCUCUAGCUUAAUAAUGCAACUCACUCUCUCUCUCUCUCUCUCUCUCUUUUUCCCCUCCCUGUCUAAAGUAUGCCGUAUGUGAAUUCUGGGGUUACUGACUUUUCUUUUUAAAUUGGAGUCUCGCAACCAAACCAACUCUCUUACGGUAUUAUACCCCGUAUGCCAUUAAAAAAUCGCUUGUUCCAGAAUCCUGUAUUUGGUGAACUGACGUUUGUGAUGGUCUCUGGGUCUUGAGCAGCCAGACCUGAGUGCAGGGCCGGCAGUCGGCCCCGGGACCUGCUGUCAGCCUUCAGUGACCUUGGGCUCGGAACGUGGGCUGUUUUCACGGACACGAAGACAGAGAAGUGGAUGCUGUUCGAAACCCCAAGUUAGAGGCAGGUUUGGGAAGCUGUUCAGAGCGUUGGAGGAACUGGGAUUGAGUGGACAAGACAAAUCAGCCAAAGGGACAACAGUUCGGCCGUGGACUAAGGAGAGGGUACUGAGGGCUUCCGCUGCUGCUAUUUUGAUAUUUUGCAAAAGGAAAAUAAUCAAACCAAAGAGUAUUCAGUGAUAACGUAAGUUAAAUGAAGAUACAGUGGGGAGAGGGGGUGACCUCCCAAACACACAAAAAGACUUGAGCUCUUGGAAAGA
Molecule: messenger RNA, 4032 nt
Organism: Molossus molossus (Pallas's mastiff bat)
Lineage: Eukaryota; Metazoa; Chordata; Mammalia; Chiroptera; Molossidae
Gene: KCNJ2
Product: potassium inwardly rectifying channel subfamily J member 2
Exons: 2
Coding region: 416-1699 (427 amino acids)
Biological process (GO): regulation of monoatomic ion transmembrane transport; potassium ion import across plasma membrane
Cellular component (GO): plasma membrane
Molecular function (GO): inward rectifier potassium channel activity
Source: RefSeq, a predicted model, not a curated record